AUGCCUUCAGUGACCACAUAUGCACUAGUUUCUUUGGCCUUUACCAUCACAUACUUUCUUACAUUACUAUCGAUAAAUUUGCCAAAUUGGUUACUAUUCGAUGCCAAACCUUGGUUCAGAAUCAAUUAUGGCCUAUUUAAGAGAUGUUCAGCGUUAACAACCGAAUGUCAUCCAUUUCCGUCCCGCGACAAUGGCGACUGUGAUGAAAAAUAUUUUUGUGAACAGUGGGAAGCUGCCGGAUUCGCUAUGCUUUUUGCGACGUUUAUUGGUGGUAUAACAUGGUGUUUUUUGGUAGUCGCGUUAAUAGGUGGAAGAAAUCGUCGUGAGAACUUGUGGGUUUCUCUGUCCAUGUUGAUGAUAUUUCAUGCUGCAUUGAGUGUUCUGAUUGGAAUAGUUCUAUUAUUGAAUGGGCUUUUGGCUCCUCCGGAUUAUGAACCACUCGAAGAACGACGACGCCAAUACCUCCCAUGUUUCGUUGAUAUUACAAUAAUCAAGGCCUUGGAAACUUUAGGAAUUGAAACCUGUCCCAAUAAUACCGACCAUCGGCCAGAAUUAUCAAGAAUGUUGUUAAUGCCAGGCGAG
This is a messenger RNA of Ambispora leptoticha, 582 nucleotides long. The record is from the annotation of a GenBank genome assembly. Lineage: Eukaryota; Fungi; Glomeromycota; Glomeromycetes; Archaeosporales; Ambisporaceae.